UAUUCACAAUAACAAUGCUCUCUUUUUUAGCUGCAAUACUGUUAAUAAUAUCGAUUGCUUUUGUGUUGAGAAGCACUAAGAGAAGCAGAAAUGUCCCACCAGGGGCAAUGGGUCUACCUUGGAUUGGAGAAACAAUGGUUUUUUACAGAGCUCAAAGUAAAAACAGAUUGUUUGAAGACUUUGUUGAGCCAAGAGUUGCAAAAUAUGGAAAAAUCUUCAAAACAAACUUAAUGGGAUCUCCAACAGUGGUUGUUAAUGGAGCUGAAGCCAAUAGAUUUUUCUUGUCAAAUGAGUUUAAGUUAGUGGUAAGUUCAUGGCCAUCGAGCUCUGUUCAGUUGAUGGGUGAAGAAUGUAUUAUGCAGAAGGAAGGUGAAAAGCAUAGAUGUGUUCGUGGUCUUAUAGCUGCAACUCUUUCUACUUCGAGUCUUGACGUUAUGAUGCCUAAACUGUGCAAUACAAUUCAAGUUUAUUUGGAUACUAAAUGGGUUGGUUGUGACACAAUUGGUCUCUUUCACUCGGCUAAAGUAUUGACAUUUACAAUUGUGUUUGAGUGUUUAUUGGGUAUUCAAGUGGAGCCACGUGUGUUGACGAUGUUCGAGAGGGUUUUGGAAGGUGUUUUUGCACCACCAUUCAGGUUUCCAGGAACAAGAUUUUCAAGAGCCAAGAAAGCAAGACUGGAGAUAGAGACAACGCUAAGGGAAGUGGUGAGAGAAAAGAGGAGAAAAAUAGAAGGAAAGCUAGAAGAAGAAGAAUGUGGGUCAUUGCUUUCAAGGAUGGUGAGAGCAAUGAUAGGAGGGGAAAUCAGUGAAAUGGAAGUCAUAGACAAUAUUGUUUUGCUUGUUUUUGCAGCUCAUGAUACAACCUCCUUUGCCAUUGCCAUGACUUUCAAAAUGUUGUCUCAGCACACAAAUUGCUACACACUUCUUCUCCAGGAACACACUGACAUAAUAAGAAGCAAGGGGCCAGGCCAGAAUUUGACAAUGGAAGACAUAAAGAAGAUGAAAUAUACUUGGCAGGUAGCUCGUGAGAGCAUUAGGUUGUUUCCCCCUAUAUUUGGUUCUUUCAGGAAAGCCAUUUCAGACAUUGAAUAUGAGAGCUUUCUCAUUCCCAAAGGAUGGAAGGUCUUGUGGACGACGUACGGAACACAUUACGGAGAAGAGUACUUUGAGGAUCCAUUGAGUUUCAAGCCAAGCAGAUUUGAGGAACCUGUUUCACAGUAUGUUUAUGUUCCAUUUGGAGGAGGGCCAAGAGCUUGUGCAGGCUACCAACUAGCGAAAUUGAACAUACUCAUUUUUGUACACUCGGUUGUAACUCGUUAUGAUUGGAGUUUAGUUCAUCCAGAUGAGCCAAUCAUAAUGGAUCCUCUCCCUGUCCCUUAUCAUGGAAUGCCUAUUAAAAUUUCCCCAAAAUCACAAGUUUGUUCCAACGUUCACCAAAUGUAAGCUCGUUUAUAUCUCUAUGACAAAAAAAGAGAAGUUACAAAGAAGAUGCAUUCAUCAGUAGAACCAGAGGGCAUCCUCAAAGAAAGCUCAUCCUUUGAAGCAUCAUAAUCUGAUUAUGUACAAAGAAGAUGCACUUCCUUGAAACUGAAGUGGAUGCAAAACCUCUAAAUAUCAGAAUAUAUAGUUUACAUAAUUAUGAUCUUCCGAACAGCAAACAUCAAGAUGUUAUAAUAGGAAACCCUUCUACAUUUCACUAUUUGUUGCCUAUCCAAAAAUACAAAGUUUACCAAUGUAUUAUAUUUAACUCAGGUGCUAAUACCAUAAGCUAAUGAAUGGCUAGUGGACAAAAA
Messenger RNA from Cucumis sativus (cucumber), 1792 nucleotides. RefSeq names its product taxadiene 5-alpha hydroxylase. Gene Ontology annotation, biological process: sterol metabolic process. Bases 15 to 1442 code for a protein of 475 amino acids. Gene Ontology annotation, molecular function: iron ion binding; oxidoreductase activity, acting on paired donors, with incorporation or reduction of molecular oxygen; monooxygenase activity. Lineage: Eukaryota; Viridiplantae; Streptophyta; Magnoliopsida; Cucurbitales; Cucurbitaceae. The transcript has 4 exons. The record is from RefSeq and is a predicted model, not a curated record.